GCAGAACGGUAGGUCUCCCCAGCCUAAACGGCACUAUCUAUGGAUAGUUCGUCAAGUGCGCUUCUCCAGAGAGCUGUUGGUGUCCAGUUUCCCUGAAUCUCUCUCUCUGUCUCUCUCUCCCUGGCUGGCUCUCUCAGUGUUCUCGCGACCCACCGGGAGUUUGGAAACGACACAAUCACCACCCAACACGCGUUCGACCGGGGCCAGGCUGUGCGAGUCACGGAUCGCUCCCGAGCCGCCCCGCGCGCUCGCCCUCGCGCUUGCCCCUAUGGAGGGGGACGUGAUGGACAAGCUGGAGGACAUGGCCUCGGUGUACGAGUUCGACCCGAUCACCGGGAACAUCCCCGCCACUAAAGUAGAGAUCACCGUCUCCUGCAGGAAUCUUCUAGAUAAAGACACAUUCUCCAAAUCUGACCCAUUGUGUGUGCUCUAUACCCAAGGAGUGGAGACCAAGCAGUGGAGAGAGUUUGGUAGAACAGAGGUGAUUGACAACACUCUAAACCCAGACUUUGUCAGGAAGUACAUCCUGGACUAUUUCUUUGAGGAGAAGCAGAAUCUACGCUUUGAUUUGUAUGACGUGGACUCUAAAAGCCCAGACCUCUCCAAACACGACUUCUUGGGUCAGGUGUUCUGUACUCUGGGGGAGAUUGUGGGGUCACCUGCCAGUCGACUGGAGAAACCACUGGGGUGA
This is a messenger RNA of Oncorhynchus masou masou (cherry salmon), 691 nucleotides long. RefSeq names its product copine-5-like. The record is from RefSeq and is a predicted model, not a curated record. Gene Ontology annotation, cellular component: plasma membrane. Gene Ontology annotation, molecular function: calcium-dependent phospholipid binding. NCBI's taxonomy places the organism in Eukaryota, Metazoa, Chordata, Actinopteri, Salmoniformes, Salmonidae. The transcript is spliced from 6 exons. Bases 269 to 691 code for a protein of 140 amino acids. Gene Ontology annotation, biological process: cellular response to calcium ion.